This is a messenger RNA of Zingiber officinale, 1211 nucleotides long. Its product is annotated as probable 2-oxoglutarate-dependent dioxygenase SLC1. The record is from RefSeq and is a predicted model, not a curated record. The transcript is spliced from 4 exons. Bases 52 to 1170 code for a protein of 372 amino acids. NCBI's taxonomy places the organism in Eukaryota, Viridiplantae, Streptophyta, Magnoliopsida, Zingiberales, Zingiberaceae.
UUUCCAAAUUUGUUAUCAUUAUCAUCAAAUUUUUUUCCAUUUAAAUUAGAUAUGGAAAAGAUAAUCGAAGGCGAAAGGGGAGUAGAAGAGGCAAUGGAAGUUGAUGAUAGUACUGUGAUGAAAGGGGUUAGGCACCUUUGUGAGAAUGUUGGCAUCACACGAGUCCCUAGCAAGUACAUUUUCCCCGUCUCCGACCGCCCCCAAAUCAUGUCAUCGGCGCAAAAGCCCAAGAUCAAACUUCCGGUCAUCGACAUAGGUGAAUUGCUUUCGGAGGAUCGUACAAGGGUUCUCGAGACUUUGGACCAAGCUUGCAAGGAGUAUGGCUUCUUUCAGGUGGUAAAUCAUGGCAUCGACGGCGUAGUAAUUCAAAGAAUGAUCGACUCGGGAAAGCAAUUCUUUGAGCUUCCUUUCGAGGAGAGAUCAAGGUACUUGACGACCGACACGAGUAGCCCAGUGCGAUAUGGGACCAGCUUCAGCGAGAUCAACGACGAGGUGUUUUGUUGGAGGGAUUUCCUCAAACUCACUUGCCACUCCCUCGACACAAUCCUCCCCCUUUGGCCUUCAGCUCCUAUCGGCUUCAGGGAUGAUGCCAUUCUGUAUUCGAAGAAGACUAGGACAUUGUUUUUGGUGUUGAUCGCUGCGGUGCUUGAGGCACUCGGUGUCGGAGCUGGAAACUGCGAGAGUAGUAUGAAGGAAUUUGAGGAGGGAUCACAUCUGCUGGUGCUAAACUGCUAUCCGGCAUGCCCGGAGCCAGAGCUAACGUUGGGGAUGCCAUCCCAUUCCGACUAUGGCUUCCUCACUCUGGUACUCCAGGACGAGGUCGAGGGCCUCCAGGUGCUCCAUGCCGGCGACUGGAUUACCGCCGACCCUGUCCCCGGCUCCUUCGUCGUCAACGUCGGCGACCACCUUGAGAUAUACAGCAACGGGAGGUACCAGAGCGUGCUGCAUCGGGUGGUGGCCAACGCGUCGGAGUCGCGGAUGUCGGUGGCGUCGCUGCACAGCGUGGCAUUCGACAGCAUGGUCAGCCCGGCGGCAGGGCUUGUGGACGAUGGCGACGCCGGCAAGAGGAGGCUGUACAAGGACACAGGCUUCGCAGAUUUCAUCGCCUACCUGUCAACCAGCGUGCCAAAGUCAAAGAGCUUCCUAGAGUCCAGGAGGUUGACCAUGUGACGUGGGAGAUUUCCAAGUCCACCCACGCAUGUUGUUCGAGU